Messenger RNA from Aspergillus nidulans FGSC A4, 1543 nucleotides. Its product is annotated as protein amyF. Bases 24 to 1412 code for a protein of 462 amino acids. NCBI's taxonomy places the organism in Eukaryota, Fungi, Ascomycota, Eurotiomycetes, Eurotiales, Aspergillaceae. The transcript has 3 exons. Gene Ontology annotation, cellular component: extracellular region. Gene Ontology annotation, molecular function: calcium ion binding; catalytic activity; alpha-amylase activity. The record is from RefSeq and is a predicted model, not a curated record. Gene Ontology annotation, biological process: carbohydrate metabolic process.
UAUUGAUAGCUUUUGCUGGAAUCAUGAAGCUAGCCAGCACCCUGGCGGGACUGCUGCUCCCCCUCAUAUCGACCGUCUCAGCAGCGGACGUCGAUGCCUGGAAAUCUCGCAACAUCUACUUCGCCCUGACGGAUCGUGUUGCUCGUGGGAGCGACGAUACAGGUGGUGAUGCCUGCGAUGAUCUCAGCACCUACUGCGGCGGAACUUUCAAAGGGUUAGAGGGCAAGCUCGACUACAUCAAGGGAAUGGGCUUUGAUGCGAUCUGGAUCACUCCCGUUGUUGCUAAUCAUGACGGCGGGUAUCACGGAUACUGGGCAAAGGAUCUGUACAGCAUCAACGAGAACUAUGGCACCGCGGACGAUCUCAAAAGCCUAGUCAGUGCUGCUCAUGAAAAGGGCAUAUAUAUUAUGGCAGACGUGGUCGCUAACCACAUGGGAAGCCCCAUCAGCGACAACCAACCUGAGUCUCUGAGCCAGGAGAGCGCAUACCAUUCCGCUUGUACGAUCGACUACUCAAGUCAGGAGAGCAUAGAAACCUGCCGCAUCGCAGAUGAUCUGCCCGAUGUCAAUACGGAGAGCGAGGAGAUCCGCACUCUCUUCAAGGAAUGGAUCACCUGGCUCGUGAAAGAAUACGAAUUUGACGGCCUGCGCAUCGAUACCGUCAAGCAUGUCGAGAAGGACUUCUGGUCCGACUUCUCGUCCGCUGCUGGGGUCUACACCAUUGGCGAAGUUUUCGACGGCGACCCAGAUUACCUCGCCGGAUACGCAAACACCAUGGACGGUCUGCUUAACUACGCAGUCUACUACCCCGUGAACAACUUCUACCAGCAGGCCGGUUCUGCACAGGAUAUCGUCGACAUGCAUGACAAGAUCGAUAGCUCCUUCCCCGAUCCAAGCGCCCUCGGCACAUUCAUAGACAACCACGACAAUGCACGCUGGCUGAGUAAUAAGGACGACAAGUCUCUCCUGAAGAACGCACUCGCCUAUGUGAUUCUCGCCAGGGGAAUUCCCAUCGUCUACUACGGGACAGAACAGGGCUACGCGGGUGGCAAUGAUCCCGAGAACCGCGAAGACCUCUGGCGCAGCAACUUCGAUACCGAUGCCGACCUGUACAAGGCAAUCUCCCUACUCUCAGCAGCCCGAUCAGCUGCUGGCGGGCUCGGGGACAAUGACCAUGUCCAUCUGCACGUUGCGGAAUCGGCAUAUGCGUGGAGCAGAGCAGAGGGAAAACUCGUUGUUGUCACGUCCAACAGUGGAUCUGGGUCCGAGAAUGAGAUCUGCUUCGACUCCAAGACGCCCAACGGGUCCUGGGAGAACAUCUUCGGAGAGGGAACUAUCAGCGCCGAUGACAGCGGACAGAUCUGUGUCUCGAUUACCAACGGCGAGCCGGCCGUCCUGGUUGCGCAGUCUUAGGAGAUUGUCUAAAUUUCUUGGACUUGAAAGCGCCUCAGCAGGAAUGAGCGGAAGAUGUUACUUAUCGAAGGGCUAUAAGCUGUAUAUACGGAUUCUUGGUAAAUAGAAAUUUUGACCUGAGACAUGUUUUA